Molecule: messenger RNA, 6018 nt
Organism: Canis lupus familiaris (dog)
Lineage: Eukaryota; Metazoa; Chordata; Mammalia; Carnivora; Canidae
Gene: POLR3A
Product: RNA polymerase III subunit A
Biological process (GO): DNA-templated transcription
Molecular function (GO): DNA binding; DNA-directed RNA polymerase activity
Source: RefSeq, a predicted model, not a curated record
AUGGUGAAGGAACAGUUCCGAGAGACGGACGUGGCCAAGAAAAUAAGCCACAUCUGUUUUGGAAUGAAGUCACCUGAAGAGAUGCGCCAGCAGGCCCACAUCCAGGUUGUGAGUAAGAACCUGUACAGCCAGGACAACAACCAUGCUCCCUUGCUGUACGGUGUGCUUGACCAUAGGAUGGGUACAAGUGAGAAGGACCGUCCUUGUGAAACCUGUGGGAAGAACUUGGCUGACUGUCUGGGCCACUACGGGUAUAUCGACUUGGAGUUGCCAUGCUUCCACGUGGGCUACUUCAGAGCAGUUAUCGGCAUCUUACAGAUGAUCUGUAAAACCUGCUGCCACAUCAUGCUGUCCCAGGAGGAGAAGAAGCAGUUUCUGGAUUAUCUGAAGAGGCCCGGCCUGACCUACCUCCAGAAACGUGGACUAAAGAAGAAAAUCUCUGAUAAAUGCCGAAAGAAGAACAUCUGCCAUUACUGUGGCGCUUUUAAUGGUACCGUAAAGAAAUGUGGAUUGCUAAAGAUAAUUCACGAGAAAUACAAGACCAACAAAAAAGUGGUGGAUCCUAUCGUAUCGAAUUUUCUUCAGUCUUUUGAAACAGCCAUCGAGCAUAACAAAGAAGUAGAACCACUGCUGGGAAGAGCACAGGAAAACUUAAACCCCUUAGUAGUACUGAAUUUAUUUAAACGGAUCCCGGCCGAAGAUGUCCCUCUACUUCUAAUGAACCCAGAAGCCGGAAAGCCGUCUGAUUUGAUUCUCACACGACUUUUAGUGCCCCCUUUGUGUAUCAGACCCUCCGUCGUGAGUGAUUUGAAGUCUGGCACCAAUGAAGAUGAUCUGACAAUGAAAUUGACAGAAAUCAUUUUCUUAAAUGACGUUAUCAAAAAGCAUCGAAUAUCAGGAGCGAAGACCCAGAUGAUCAUGGAAGACUGGGACUUCCUACAGCUGCAGUGUGCCCUCUAUAUCAACAGCGAGCUCUCGGGCAUUCCCCUCAACAUGGCACCCAAGAAAUGGACUAGAGGAUUUGUCCAGCGCCUGAAGGGAAAGCAGGGUCGAUUUAGAGGCAAUCUCUCAGGAAAAAGAGUGGAUUUUUCUGGGAGAACAGUCAUCUCACCUGACCCCAAUCUCAGGAUUGAUGAGGUAGCUGUGCCAGUUCACGUGGCCAAAAUUCUUACUUUUCCUGAAAAGGUGAAUAAAGCAAACAUCAACUUUUUGAGGAAACUGGUUCGAAAUGGCCCUGAAGUUCACCCAGGAGCCAAUUUCAUUCAGCAGAGACAUACACAGAUGAAAAGGUUUUUGAAGUAUGGAAAUAGGGAAAAGAUGGCUCAGGAGCUCAAGUACGGGGACAUUGUGGAGAGACACCUCAUAGACGGAGACGUGGUGCUGUUCAACCGGCAGCCCUCACUGCACAAACUGAGCAUUAUGGCGCAUCUGGCCAAGGUCAAGCCCCAUCGGACCUUCAGGUUUAACGAGUGUGUCUGUACACCCUACAAUGCAGAUUUCGAUGGUGAUGAGAUGAACCUUCAUCUUCCUCAAACAGAGGAAGCUAAAGCAGAGGCCCUUGUUUUGAUGGGGACCAAAGCAAAUCUGGUAACACCGAGGAAUGGAGAACCACUGAUUGCUGCUAUUCAGGAUUUUCUAACAGGUGCCUAUCUCCUCACCCUUAAGGACACUUUCUUUGACCGUGCCAAGGCUUGCCAAAUCAUUGCUUCGAUACUGGUUGGCAAGGAUGAGAAAAUUAAAGUUCAUCUCCCACCCCCUACGAUAUUAAAGCCUGUCACCCUGUGGACGGGAAAGCAGAUCUUCAGUGUCAUCCUCAGACCUAGCGAUGACAAUCCAGUGAGGGCCAACCUCCGAACCAAGGGCAAGCAGUACUGUGGCAAAGGAGAAGAUCUCUGUGUCAAUGAUUCCUAUGUUACUAUCCAGAACAGUGAGUUGAUGAGUGGCAGCAUGGACAAGGGAACACUGGGGUCAGGAUCCAAGAACAACAUUUUUUACAUUUUGCUGCGAGACUGGGGGCAGAACGAAGCGGCCGAUGCAAUGUCGCGGCUUGCCAGGCUGGCUCCUGUCUACCUCUCAAACCGUGGAUUCUCAAUUGGGAUUGGUGAUGUCACACCUGGUCAAGGACUGCUCAAGGCCAAGUAUGAGCUGCUGAAUGCUGGCUAUAAAAAAUGUGAUGAGUACAUCGAAGCCCUAAACACAGGCAAGCUGCAACAGCAGCCUGGUUGCACCGCUGAGGAGACUCUGGAGGCUCUGAUCCUGAAGGAGCUAUCUGUGAUAAGAGACCAUGCUGGCAGCGCCUGCCUCCGGGAACUGGAUAAGAGCAACAGCCCGCUCACCAUGGCUCUGUGCGGCUCCAAAGGUUCUUUCAUUAACAUAUCACAGAUGAUUGCCUGUGUGGGACAGCAGGCCAUCAGUGGCUCUCGAGUGCCAGAUGGCUUUGAAAACAGGUCGUUGCCUCACUUUGAGAAACACUCAAAGCUCCCAGCUGCCAAAGGCUUUGUGGCAAAUAGCUUUUAUUCCGGCUUGACACCAACAGAGUUUUUCUUCCACACAAUGGCUGGCCGGGAAGGUCUCGUCGACACAGCUGUAAAGACAGCAGAAACAGGGUACAUGCAGAGAAGGCUUGUCAAGUCCCUUGAAGAUCUUUGCUCACAGUAUGACCUGACAGUCCGAAGCUCUACGGGUGAUAUUAUCCAGUUCAUUUAUGGGGGAGAUGGCUUGGAUCCUGCAGCAAUGGAGGGAAAAGAUGAACCGUUAGAGUUCAAAAGAGUUCUGGACAACAUCAAAGCAGUCUUCCCGUGUCAGAGCGAACCUGCACUAAGUAAAAAUGAACUGGUCCUGACCACUGAAUCAAUCAUGAAGAAGACUGAGUUCCUCUGCUGCCAGGACAGCUUCCUGCAGGAAAUAAAAAAUUUCGUUAAGGGCAUUUCUGAGAAGAUCAAGAAGACCAGAGAUAAAUACGGCAUCAAUGACAACGGCACAACAGAGCCCCGUGUGUUGUACCAGUUGGACCGGAUCACCCCCACCCAAAUCGAAAAGUUCCUGGAGACCUGCAGGGACAAGUACAUGAGGGCACAGAUGGAGCCAGGUUCUGCGGUGGGCGCGCUGUGUGCCCAGAGCAUUGGCGAGCCGGGCACCCAGAUGACCCUGAAGACUUUCCACUUUGCAGGUGUGGCCUCCAUGAACAUCACCCUGGGCGUGCCCCGGAUCAAAGAGAUCAUCAAUGCUUCCAAGGCCAUCAGCACUCCAAUCAUCACGGCACAGCUGGAUAAGGAUGACGAUGCGGACUACGCCCGCCUCGUGAAGGGCAGAAUUGAGAAAACCCUCUUGGGAGAGAUUUCGGAGUAUAUUGAAGAAGUAUUUCUUCCAGAUGAUUGCUUUAUCCUCGUCAAGCUCUCCCUGGAACGGAUCAGACUUCUGAGACUAGAAGUGAACGCUGAGACGGUGCGGUAUUCCAUCUGCAUGUCCAAGCUCCGCGUGAAGCCUGGCGAUGUGGCUGUUCACGGCGAGGCUGUGGUGUGUGUCACCCCCAGAGAGAACAGCAAGAGCUCCAUGUACUACGUGCUGCAGUUCCUGAAAGAGGAUCUCCCCAAGGUGGUGGUACAGGGCAUCCCAGAGGUUUCCAGAGCUGUCAUCCACAUCGACGAGCAGAGCGGAAAGGAGAAGUACAAACUCCUAGUGGAGGGUGAUAACCUGCGGGCCGUCAUGGCCACCCACGGUGUGAAGGGCACCCGCACCACCUCCAAUAAUACCUAUGAGGUGGAGAAAACUCUGGGCAUCGAAGCUGCCCGGACAACUAUCAUCAACGAAAUCCAGUACACAAUGGUCAACCACGGCAUGAGCAUUGACAGGAGGCACGUGAUGCUGCUGUCUGACCUGAUGACCUACAAGGGUGAAGUCUUGGGCAUUACGAGGUUCGGCCUGGCCAAGAUGAAGGAGAGCGUGCUCAUGCUGGCCUCCUUUGAGAAGACAGCUGACCAUCUCUUCGAUGCCGCCUACUUUGGGCAGAAGGACUCCGUGUGUGGGGUGUCUGAGUGCAUCAUCAUGGGGAUCCCCAUGAACAUUGGAACUGGGCUCUUCAAGCUGCUGCACAAGGCUGACAGGGACCCAAGCCCUCCCAGGAGACCCCUGAUCUUCGACACAAACGAAUUCCACAUCCCUCUUGUCACAUAGUCCAGGGAAGAGGAGACCAUUCCUGACCUCGGCAGCUUGUCCCGUCUGGAAAGAGGCCGAGACUGACAUCUGACAUAGAGAGCUUGUGUUCCCCACGACAAGGCCUGACAUCCCCAUUGUGCUGGCAGUCAGAGGAGGCCUCCGUGUCCCUGAGAGCAGCUCGCCCGGGCCCCUGAUCACACCACAGGGCCCUGGUUGGGAGGACUGAGGUUUGUCUGUUUGAAACCCUAGCCUUAUAAGGAGACCCUGGCCAGGCAUCUUUACUCAUUCUCACUUCACCCUUCCAACCAUCCGCUUUCAGGAAGAUCACACCAUGACCCAGAGCCAGCUGUAAGCCCCAAGACCAGGGCAUAGCCUUGGUUUUUCUGUUCCUCAGUCAGGUUAGAAUCUCUAAACAUGGCCUACUCAUGUAAAUAUUGUCACUAUUAUUUAUUUGUUCGUUUUGAAGAAUUUGGAGUUGUUAUUAUUUUGGCUUUACUUUGAAAGCAAGAAGCUAUAGAAACCGAGAAAGCCAGCAUUGAAGUAUCACUGGAAAAACUGGUUAAGCAGAUGCUACCACCUAGGAUUUGUAACGGAGCUGAAACCGUCACGAGCCCAAGCUGCUCUGAAACAUCUUUUACAGACAUGUCUGGCCACCCCGUUGUUUUCUGUCUACCUCUGACCUCCAUGUGGGGGACCAUGCCUUGUGACAAGAGGGGUCCCAUUCUUCCUGGCCGAUAGAAGCCUUGCCGGAGUUUGGAGCCCGCGGCAGGGGACUGGCAGUGUGCGUGGAGGUGAUGGGUGAGGCUGGUCCAGGCCCCUGCACUGCCUGGGCGGUGACCACACGCCCCUGAGGUAUCUGCAGGUGCUGAACUAUGGCCUAAAAAGUGCCCUGGGGGCAGUGGUGGGGUGGGGGCCUUCCAGCACACAGGCAGCCAGCCACCAGUUGUAAGGGUUGAAAGGGCCAGCAGGACAGGAAGGGAGGAGGCCCACAGGAUGGAGAAUCCCCUGGAGCUGGCAGUGUGCCCGCUGGGGAAGAGCAGGCUCCUGAAAGAGUAGCUCUCCUAUAACAGUCGAAAGCACCUAUCAGGCUAGGAGGAGAGCCAGCAGGUAUCCCAGGAUGACCCACAGGGCAUGUGAUGGGGCUCUGUGCAUCGGAGGAAGGAGAUGUGCAUAGCUCAUCCUAGAGAGUGGAAGGAAGGGGUGUGCUGCUGGAGAUUGUGAUUCUUUGUACUGAAUUUGCUCUGUAAGAUUGGGCCUGGGCCAUGGAGAACUGGUGUGGCUGCCCCCUGUACUCCCUUUGGAGAAUGUUCCGUGAAGCCUGCCCCUCCCUUCCCUACCCAGGGCCAAGUCCCACCGCUCUGGCUCUUUCCUCUUCACCAGGGAGCCCUGGAGAACCAAGGCUUUUUAGUUGGGAAUGAGAUUAUAGUGAAAGUGGGGUUUUGACCCUAUUUUCUGGCUCCAUGCACCUGAGAAGUGCUACUUCUGAAAUGACAUCACUGAUUUCUCUCACCCAGUCCAGCCCCUGGGAGAAACAUCAGCCCCAAAUGAAGAGAUAUGAGUUUAUUGUUGAGGGAGAAGAUGGUUUGGCUGAGUAAAGAGGAGGAUGUGGGUGCUGGGGGGAGUAGGGAGGCACUCAAGUUGUAGUGCAUAGAACCACCCUUUGAUUCUUCCGACGUUCUCUAGCUGAUUUCCAAAGUUCUGAGUUACAGCUGCUAAGAUUCGUGUAACCGUUGGCCCUGGGGUCUGUGUUAGAAUGAAUACUUUCUCUCCCUUACUGCUGUGAUUCUGAAUUCAGAAUUCCUGACCUCAGUCUUUGGCCAUUCUCUGGUUUAAAAUUCUAUUAAAGUUAGUUUGGUCCUGUGA